ACGCCGGCCCUCGAACUCCAGGGGAGGGGCGGUAGAGUCCUCGCGAGGUUUCGUGCUGGCGCAGGCGGUGGACGGCGACAGGUGGGGAUGCGCUCGGAAGAGGGGGCCGGAGGCCUGGGCGCAGCCGUGUCCGCGCGGGGUCCGAGUUGGAGGGAGUUGUCGGCCGCAGACGUCCAGUUUCGCCGAGAGUCCCCGCGGAGGGUGUAUUCGGUGCCUCUAACCUCAUCCCUCAGCGAGGGCGGAGCCGGCAAGCCUCGCGAGGAAAAGAAGACGGCCCUGAGCAAGGUGGUGCUCCGCAGACUGCCGCCAGGCCUGACCAAGGAACAGCUGGAGGAGCACCUGCGCCCGCUGCCUGCGCACGAUUAUUUUGAAGUGGUGGCUGCAGACCUCAGUCUCCAUCCUCAUCUCUACUCAAGAGCAUACAUUAAUUUUAGGAAUCCUGAUGACAUCCUUCUGUUCAGAGAUCGUUUUGAUGGAUAUAUCUUCAUUGGCAAUAAAGGCCUGGAGUAUCCUGCAGUGGUGGAGUUUGCUCCAUUCCAGAAGAUUGCCAAAAAGAAGCUGAAGAAAAAAGAUGUCCGGACCGGAAGCAUUGAAGACGAUCCAGAAUAUAAGCAGUUUCUAGAAACAUACAGUUUGGAGGAAGAAAAAACCAGUGCCAGUCCUGAAAUGCUUCUAGGGGAGAUAGAAGCAAAAACAAGAGAACUCCUUGCCAGAAGAACCACACCUCUUUUGGAAUAUAUUAAAAAUAGAAAAUUAGAAAAGCAGAGAAUUCGAGAAGAAAAGCGAGAAGAACGAAGGAGGAGGGAGUUAGAGAAGAAGCGUUUGCGGGAAGAAGACAAAAGGAAAAGAAGAGAAGAGGAAAGAUGCAAAAGGAAAGAAGCGGAUAAACAAAAGAAAACUGAGAAAGAAGUAAGGAUUAAGCUUCUUAAGAAACUAGAAAAGGGAGAAGAACCAACCACAGAGAAAACAAAAGAAAGAGGUGAGGAGGUUGGUACUGGAGAUGAAAAGCAGGAAACCUGUGUGACUUUGAAAGCCAGACCCCUGAAAAGCCUGCUGGAGACAGCCGGAGAGAAGUUUUUGACAGCUGUCCAACAUCAUCCAAAUCAAGAAGAGAAAAUAUCCGUGCGAUUAUGUGGUCAGGCAUCCGAACCAACAAGUCAAAUUUUCCCUGACACAGAUUCAAAGAAUAAUCCAAUACUUCUUUACCAAAUACUUUCUCUAUUUGCCCUAAAUAUCAGAGAUGGAUAGCAAGCAGACACUGGAUUAUGACAGGCAAGCAUGUAGCUCGGCUUGCUCACAAAAGCUAUUCCGAAUUGUCUUUAAAAUAAGGCCAUAUUCCCACUGAAGACUGGUCACUGAAAACCCUCAGUGAUGUAAAUGAUAAUCUGUUCCUUCUUUGAAGCUCUUUACUAUGCCUGAUAGCAGGUCUUUGAAAACUUGGCUCUCCACCUGAAUUUCCUUUCUUCAUUCUUAAUGGGUACUUUUCUUGGACACCGAGCACAUAGGUGAGAGCUUAGGCCUCGUGUCACAAGGCCAUACUUUUCACCACAAUGGAACUGAAAAGUGGUUCCCGUGGGUAAAGCACUUGUUCUGUGAACAUGAGGUUCAGAAUUCUGAUCCCUAGCGCUCCAGGUGGGCAUGACAGCCCAGUCUUUACCAAGGGGUUGGGGAGUAGAACACACGGAAUCCAUGGAUCAAGCUGGUCCAGAGGUGGGUGUAGGACCUCUAUCCAUCUAGAGAGCUUCUAUGUGUGAUCAAAGAGACAUGAAGGGACUCGCCUAGGUGGAGCCAGCAAUGUGGGUAGAGAUUCAGGAGUGGACAGAGCUUGGGUCCCCAGUAGGGGUGGCUUUAUUUUGUUUUAAUGUGCUACAGAACCUUUACUGGAGCAAGACAAGUAUCUACUGCCUUGUAAUUCUUAAAGUGGGAUUUUCUGGCAGCACACACCUUUAAUCUCAGCACUUGGGAGGCAGAGGCAGGUG
Molecule: messenger RNA, 1979 nt
Organism: Nannospalax galili (Upper Galilee mountains blind mole rat)
Lineage: Eukaryota; Metazoa; Chordata; Mammalia; Rodentia; Spalacidae
Gene: Upf3a
Product: UPF3A regulator of nonsense mediated mRNA decay
Exons: 9
Coding region: 88-1248 (386 amino acids)
Biological process (GO): nuclear-transcribed mRNA catabolic process, nonsense-mediated decay; positive regulation of translation
Cellular component (GO): cytoplasm; nucleolus
Molecular function (GO): telomeric repeat DNA binding
Source: RefSeq, a predicted model, not a curated record